This is a messenger RNA of Chiloscyllium plagiosum (whitespotted bambooshark), 4611 nucleotides long. The record is from RefSeq and is a predicted model, not a curated record. NCBI's taxonomy places the organism in Eukaryota, Metazoa, Chordata, Chondrichthyes, Orectolobiformes, Hemiscylliidae.
CUGGCGUUGUUUCCUCCCGCCUCUUCCGGGCAGGUAGGGUGUAUGACGUCAGUCUUUGACAGGUGAGGCGGCAGUUGCCGUCCUGUGAGGGAAAUCGGGCGGAAAGAUGGCUGUAGGUGGGCGGCUGGAACCUGGACCGGGACGCGCAAAGUGGGCCUCCCCACUCGUGGCUUUUUACAUCUCCGCCUCUUUUCUCAUUCGUGGCGCACAGACAGUCCCGGAGCCGGGUUUCUGGAGCCGGACGGUGGGGCCGAACCAUAAGCCACUUCUGUUUACAAAAACAAUGUUUAACAAAACAGAUAUUGUACUUGAAGUUGUUUCAUUCAAAUGUCCUGAGAAUGUAUCAUUAACAGUUGAAUGGUACCUUAGGUAUUACCCUUGUCACAAUGAAUUUAAUAACAUCAAAGAAAUAUAUGACAUAUAUUUUAGCAGUGGUAUUCGUAAUAGUCUUGAACCUCACCCAUUAAGUCAAGGGCAAUACAUUGCACACAAGACUGAAAAUAUUGUCUGCAAUGACAAAAUUCAAGUCUUCCCAAAAUUUAAUAUGAGCCAUGAUCUUCCAAAACCAGUGGUGGUACAGACGCCAAAUAUAAAUAUGACUGGAAGCAACUCUGAUGUCAAGAUCACUGAUCACGUCCAUGCGUCUGAAGAAGACAAGACUCUUCAUUCAAUACGAAAAAGAGACCUCUCAAUUAAAAAGCGUGAUGUUAUAGCGCAAACCUGGAGAGAUGGCCCAUAUCUUUUUAUUGUCUCAAUCAAAUCUCUUGGUGAAAGAAUUGAAAGCAACUGGAAUUUAACAGUGCGAGUGUUAAUGCAAGGUUCACAUGGAUAUAUCUCAGCAACUGAAUUUCCACUGAUGGUUUUUUAUAUGGUGAUGUGCAUCCUAUACAUAAUUUAUGGCAUCUUGUGGUUGUUCUGGUCUGCGUGUUACUGGAAAGACUUAUUGAGAAUCCAGUUUUGGAUAGCUGGAGUUAUUUUUCUUGGGAUGCUGGAAAAAGCUGUUUUCUAUGCAGAAUAUCAGAACACUAAUACCCGUGGGGUAUCUGUGCAAGGUCUUCUAAUUUUUGCGGAGCUUAUUUCUGCAAUGAAAAGGACAUUGGCUCGGCUCCUUGUGAUUAUUGUAAGCUUGGGAUAUGGAAUAGUUAAACCUCGAUUGGGCACAGUAAUGCACAGAGUAAUUGGUUUGGGAGCACUGUACCUGGUUUUUGCAGCUGUCGAAGGAGUCUUGAGAAUUACAGGGGGAAAGAAAUCUGGUUUUGAGCUUUUGUCCAAUAUCCCAUUGGCUUUGCUUGAUUCUGGCUUGUGCUGGUGGAUAUUUGUCAGUUUAGCUCAAACAAUUAGGACUCUAAAAUUAAGGAAAAAUACAGUGAAGCUGUCGCUCUACAGACAUUUUACUAAUAUGUUGAUUUUGGCAAUAGUAGCGUCAGUUGGGUUUAUGGUAUGGACAACCAAAAAAUUCAGAUUAACAGCAUGUCAGUCAGAUUGGAUGGAACUGUGGGUUGAUGAUGCUUUCUGGAGAUUCCUUUUUUCUGUCAUUCUCCUAGUCAUAAUGUUCCUCUGGAGACCAUCAGCAAAUAAUCAGAGAUAUGCAUUUACUCCACUUAUUGAUGACCCAGAUGAUGAAAUGAAUGAAUUGGUUGGAACAAACUUUGCUGAUGGAAUAAAGGUUAACAUGUCCAAAGUGAGGAUUAAUGGUGCAGCAAAACCAGGUUCGAAUAUGGAUGAAGAUUUAAAGUGGGUAGAAGAGAACAUCCCUUCUGUUGCAGAUGUUGCACUCCCAAUGUUGCUGGAUUCAGAUGAAGAAAUAAUGACAACCAAAUAUGAAAUGUCAAAGAUGGAAUGAAGUUUUGUGCAAUGUGAGCCUGAGUUUACUGUGAAAUUCACUUUGACUCUGUGACUUCUGCAAUAUGUGGGGUCCAAGGACAAUAAAUGAAGAAACGUGCAAAUGACUUGAGCUGUUAAACAGGUUAUGAGAGAGAAAAAUGAAUGUUUGUUUACUUUGUAUGAAAUUUCACAUUCUAACUUUAUUUUUACACUUGUUUUUGAGGUAAAUAAAUGUACAAGUCCAUAUAGUAAAAUAUCUUAAUUAUGCACUGCAAACAGAUUUUGCUACAAGUCUCUUUCAAGUUAAAAAUCACACAACAACAGGUUUAUCUGGAAGCACUAGCUUUUGGAGCACCGUUCCUUCAUCAACCACCUGACUAUAACCUGGUGGUGUGAUUUUUAACUUUGUCCACUCCAGUCCAACACCAGCACCUCCCAAGUCGUCUAAAUUGAUAGGAGAACUCAAUUUUCUAUAAUUCAUCAUUUCUUCUUCCGUCUUGGAAUGAAAUGCUCCUCUGUGGGUUGCUAAUUUAGAAAUUUAUCCUUAAGACAUUAUUUCAUUAAGCUAGCCUACAUAAAUUGCAAGAAGUAUCUUGAAAUAUUCUGUUUGCAUUAAUUUAGAAGUCUUAAGUUCAUACCCACCUAUAAAGCUGGUGUCUGUUUCUGGCAGUAUUUACUCACAGCAUACUGUGUGAAUCACUGUCUUUUGUUUUGAAUAUGGAUACAAUGGAUGAAUAUUGCUAUAAGAACACUAGUAAAUAUAUUCUGUAAAUAAAAACAAAUGUUGUGCCCAUGCUAGAAGAAAAAUGGAUGUUAGGAAGCACCUGCAGAGUCAUGUUCUACAUUAUCUCAAUUGUACUUUGUUUUUAAAUAAUGAAAAUAUUGAUUUGUAAAUGUAUGGAUUAGUGAAGCAGAUCUGAGUGGACUAGUAAAAUGUAAAUUGACGUUGCUCAAACAUUAUUGUAAUACUGAAUUCAUCAGUCACCUAUUAGCAACACAAAACAAGUAGCCAGCUGAUCUGAGGCCUUCAAUCUUUGCCGUUGCUGCAGUAACAGCACUAGCUCUUGUCAAGGUUUGCUGUUUUGGUGCAGUCAAACAAAAUAAUUCAAAUUUAUUUUCUUCCUAUGCAAGAAAGCAUUGUCCUGCUUAGAUAGGCACAAUGCUGUUGUUCCUCUUUUCAGGUCCUCGAUCCAGCUGGCUUCCUGAUCACUGAAGAGGUGAGAAACCGGUAUCCCGGGUGCAAGUGAUCCUUUUCUUUUGGUCCACUCCUCCCUCUUCUCACUUUAUCUCUUUUUUUUACCUUAAUAAGCACUGCAGCUGAGAUCAGAACUUUGUUCGGUGGGCAGUUGCAAACCUGUCCUCCCACUAUGCUACGGCACAAUGUCACACCAUCAAGAUGUUGCUGAUAACAACUUUGUUAAUGUAUUUUAUUUAUUUUUUAAUUGCCUGCAUUUUGCCUAAUGAUGGCUGCAGUCCUUGUCUGUUUUAAAACUGUGCCCUGUGGAAGAAUUACCAGUGUUCAACCAAAAGGCACAAUUCUAUUUUUGCAUCAAUUUAAUUGUGAUAAUAGGAGGACCAUUUUAAAUAGCCUCUGCUGGGUACUAUGGAAAGUCUUUAAACUGGGAAAUUAUUUUGGAUAAUUCUGCAAGAUAUUUUUAUGUCAAACCACUAAAUAUGCAAAUAAAUGGUGACAUUAAUAACAAUCUAUGAAUGUUGUAAAUGAAGUCAAACAUUUGCUGCUGGAAUUUUGAAACAAGCAAGAAACUGAAACAAAAAUAGAAAAUGCUGAUAAUAUUCAGCACAUCCAGAAAUGUCUGGAGAGAGAAACCAAACUGAUGGUGGUGGGGUGGGGUGGGGGUGGUGGUGGGGGGGGAAGAGAGGUUGGGAGAAGGAAAUUGUUUGGUGGUGACUUAACACACCACCUCUACAGGCACAAUAACUUGCCAUAUUAAAAGCUAACAGGUGAGGUUUUGACCUAUUUCAGGCUUUGCCAGUGGCGUUUUGGACUAAAGUCCGCAGCCUAGUCCACUCUGGCAAACAGUUGUAUGACUGUUUGUUUUUCUUGUGGGGAGGAUGGUCUGUGAGCUACACUGUUGCACCCCAUGAUUGGUGCAUUGGCAGCCCCCAAUAUGGUCGGGAGAUCGCUACGUUUUUCACUUGCUGGGGAACCAGGUGAUCGAGUAGUUGGUGAGUUGGGUCUUUCACUGGUUAUUAACUGAUGACUUAUUGCUCCCCAGUUGAUCUUGUCACCCAGCACUUAAAUUGCUGAUGUGGCGAGAAGGGAGUGAGUUUCUGUCUAGGGCCAACUUUCUCCAUUGUAUGCCCUUGCUACUUUCCGUAUGGGAAAAUCACUCGCGUUCAUGUUUCAGUUUUUGACCUUUCUUCAGAAUUCUGAAAUGUUAACUCCAUCUCUGUCUUCGGAUGUUGACAGACCUGCUGAGUACUUUCACCAUCAUUUUGUUAUAAAUGCUGUGUUUCUUAAAGUUAGGUUUCAGGUGAUUGCACUUUCAUUGUUGCAAACGUUCCACAAAAAAGAUUUUUCUUUUGUUAAAGGAAAUGUGCAUUUUCACUGCUUUCUCUUAAUAGUCUUAACUUGUUUAAGAACAAAUUAUGCUUACAAAUUCUGUUUCUACUGAUUACAGUAUAACAUGAUUAACCACAAUUCCACAAAAGCAAUAACCUGUGAAAUCAUGGUUUGACUCUGUAUUUUCAAAAUUAAACAUCCCUAUCUCUGAAGAGAUUUCAAAAUAAUGUUUUUUUUACUUCAUUAAAUGUAAUACAAAAGCA